CAUUGGUCUGCCUUUUUUACGGACAGACCUUUGGGCAGUCAACAGCUAAAGCUUUCUGCUCCCCCCCCCCUUUCACAAGCAUUCACAAAAUGGAUUCCCAAAGGGAACUUACUGAAGAACUGAGACUUUACCAAUCAACCCUUCUUCAAGAUGGCCUCAAGGAACUCCUGGAAGAGAAAAAGUUUAUAGAUUGCUCCCUAAAAGCUGGUGACAGAAGCCUGCCCUGCCACAGAUUGAUUCUAUCAGCAUGUAGCCCUUAUUUUCGUGAGUAUUUCUUAUCUGAGCAAAAUGAAGAGAAAAAGAAGGAGGUAGUUCUGGAUAAUGUUGACCCCAACAUCCUGGAUAUGAUUGUCAAAUACCUUUAUUCAGCAAGUAUUGAUCUUAAUGAUUCUAACGUGCAAGAUAUUUUUGCUUUAGCCAGUCGUUUUCAGAUCCCUUCUGUAUUCACCGUGUGUGUCUCCUAUCUUCAAAAGAGGCUUGCUGUUGGUAAUUGUCUGGCCAUCCUUCGAUUAGGUGUUCUGCUUGAUUGCCCAAGACUUGCAUUUUCUGCCCGUGAUUUUGUCUCAGAUCACUUUGUGCAGAUCUGCAAAGAAGACGAAUUCCUGCAGCUUGCGCCACAUGAACUUAUCUCAGUUAUUUCACCUGACAGCUUAAAUGUAGAAAAGGAAGAACUGGUAUUUGAAGCGGUAAUGAAAUGGGUCCGAAAAGACAAGGAAAACAGAGUAAAGAACCUGGGAGAAGUUUUUGACUGUAUACGUUUUCGUCUUAUGCCAGAAAAAUAUUUCAAAGAACAUGUUGAAAAGGAUGAUAUAAUUAAAAGCAACUCAGAUCUUCAGAAAAAAGUAAAGAUUAUUAAGGAUGCUUUUGCUGGAAAACUGCCUGACUCUAGCAAAAAUAAAGACAAGUCAAACAAAGGGGAAGUAAAUGGUGAUGUAGGAGAUGAAGAUUUACUUCCUGGCUAUCUAAAUGACCUUCCCAGGCAUGGUAUGUUUGUCAAAGACCUAAUUCUUCUGGUUAAUGACACUGCCGCAGUAGCUUAUGAUCCUCUAGAAAAUGAAUGCUACCUAGCAGCCCUGGCGGAACAGAUUCCCAGAAAUCAUUCCAGUAUAGUCACCAAACAAAAUCAGGUCUACGUUGUUGGAGGACUGUAUGUAGAAGAGGAGAACAAGGAUCAGCCUUUCCAAUCGUAUUUCUUCCAGCUGGACAGCAUUGCUGGUGAGUGGGUUGCCCUUCCUCCACUGCCAUCAGCCAGGUGUCUCUUUGGGCUGGGAGAGUCAGACAACAAGAUCUACGUAAUUGCAGGCAAAGACCUUCGCACUGAGGAGUCACUGGAUUCAGUCCUGUGCUAUGAUCCUGUGGCAAUAAAAUGGGGUGAGAUCAAAAAACUACCUAUCAAAGUUUAUGGCCAUGCUACUAUCUCAAACAAUGGAUUGAUAUAUUGUCUUGGUGGAAAAACUGAUGAUAAGAAAUGUACUAAUAGAGUAUUUGUAUACAAUCCAAAGAAAGGAGACUGGAGAGACCUGGCUCCAAUGAAAGUGGCUCGCUCAAUGUUUGGAACAGCUAUCCAUAAAGGCAAGAUUUUCAUUGCGGGUGGUGUCACUGAAGAAGGCCUGACUGAAUCUGUUGAAGCUUUUGAUCUGACCACAAAUAAGUGGGAGGUUCUGCCUGAAUUUCCCCAAGAGAGAAGUUCCAUCAGUUUAGUCACCUUAAGUGGAUCUUUGUAUGCUAUUGGAGGCUUUGCAAUGAUUCAGCUCGAAUCUAAAGAAUUUGCACCUAGCGAAGUCACUGACAUAUGGAAGUAUGAUGAUGAAAAGAAGGAAUGGAUUGGCAUACUCAAAGAGAUUCGAUAUGCUACUGGAGCUUCCUGCCUGGCUACACGCUUAAAUCUCUUCAAGCUAUCAAAACUGUAAACAAAAUGAUGGAAAAUGGGAUAUGGCGAGGGAGUUUAGAUAGGCUCUUCUGGUUUUGUUGCAUGAAAAUAUCCCCAAAUUGUUCAGAGUUUUGUAGCAGCAUACUAGUUAUUCUCCUAACUGUUAAACAGUUAAUCUGUCUAUCCAAGUCUUAAGAUAUAGACUAGCUAAUCAACAAGAGGUGAAUAUUUGUUAACCUUUAAAAUCCUGAAGAAUUAAAAUUGAUUAGAAUAAAUGAAGAUUUCUCAGAGAACUCUGUUUUUCCACUUAGUGGAAAAUAAAACUAGUUGCUUAUCCUUACACUCAGUCCAGGAUAGUGAUGACUUAGUCCCCAAACAAUGCUCAAGAAUGAAUUAACUGUUAAAUUAAGAAUAAAAUUAGCUACAUUGUACUAACUGGCUGUUUGCACAGCCUGAUUUCUCUCUUUAGCAGUAUAUGUAAAUCCUGCAUUCUUCAGCCAUAUUUUGAGAAUAUUUUCAUUAGAGCCUUCUAAAAAUAAUUAAUUUACCCUGAAAUUAAAACACAUAUUGAAAAAAAAAGUGUAUUAUGUGGCUCAAGAAAUACCGACCUCAGCCAACGCUGUACUAGUAGCCAGCCGUGAGGAAAGAGAGAAAAGUUUACAAGGUUAAUAGCUUUGCAGUUUCACGUAUUAUAUUUUGGCUUCUGGUAACAGGGAUUUUCCACUUUUUUAUGCUUUUGUAUUUAUUUCUAAAGCAAGUAUUUUAUGGAAGGUUUCCUCAGAGAUCUGAGGCCAUUAACAAGCAUUCAUGAAAAGUCCCAGAACAACUGAUCAUCUGCAAGCACUUAUGACAUGGAGGACUUUUCCACCUAAUAAAGAAUUGAUGUAUUUUGAUGUUUAAGCAUUUAACUAGUAACAAUUAAACUUUAAGACUCUAAAAAUA
Anas platyrhynchos (mallard) is the source of this 2812-nucleotide messenger RNA. RefSeq names its product kelch like family member 41 (gene KLHL41). Gene Ontology annotation, biological process: regulation of myoblast proliferation; regulation of myoblast differentiation; regulation of skeletal muscle cell differentiation. Gene Ontology annotation, molecular function: protein binding. NCBI's taxonomy places the organism in Eukaryota, Metazoa, Chordata, Aves, Anseriformes, Anatidae. The record is from RefSeq and is a predicted model, not a curated record. Gene Ontology annotation, cellular component: sarcoplasmic reticulum membrane; cytoskeleton; M band.